Molecule: messenger RNA, 348 nt
Organism: Suncus etruscus (white-toothed pygmy shrew)
Lineage: Eukaryota; Metazoa; Chordata; Mammalia; Eulipotyphla; Soricidae
Gene: PTH
Product: parathyroid hormone
Exons: 2
Coding region: 1-348 (115 amino acids)
Biological process (GO): cell-cell signaling; intracellular calcium ion homeostasis
Cellular component (GO): extracellular region
Molecular function (GO): parathyroid hormone receptor binding; hormone activity
Source: RefSeq, a predicted model, not a curated record
AUGAUGGCUGCAAAAAACAUGGUUAAACUGAUGAUUGUCAUAUUUGCAAUUUACUUUCUUGCACAAACAUAUGGCAAGUCUAUUAGGAAGAGAUCUGUGAGUGAGAUUCAGCUUAUGCAUAACCUGGGCAAACAUCUAAGCUCCAAGGAAAGGUUGGAAUGGUUAAUGAAGAAGCUGCAGGACAUGCAGAAUUUUAUUUCCCCUGAAGCUCUGACUGUUUACAAAGAUGGUGGUUCCCUGAAAGCCAGAAAACAGACAGACAAUGCCUUGAUUGAGAGUCAUCAAAAGAGUCUUGGAGAAACAGACAAAGCUGAUGUGGAUGUCUUAAUGAAAGCCAAAUCCGAGUAA